AUGACGCCGUCGAAAAUUUUAAUAUUUAUUCUCUAUGACAUUCUUAUUAUUUUAACACCUGUUCUCGCUGAUAUGUCAUCAGACAAUUUCAUUAAUGAUACAAAUGAUACAAAAUUAAACUUUGAUACCUCUAACGAGAAUACAUCUUUUCGCCUUGAUAGUCCAGAAAAUAUUGGUGAUUUGAAACUUGUGGUUAUAACUACUUAUAUGAUGGCUUUUUUUAAUACUGUUGGUUGUUCGUUACCUUUUUACACUGCUAUUGCUGAUGCGGGGAUUGAUAUCGCUGGAAUUUUAAAUAUAAGCCAUACAGCUUUUUAUGCCAGAGUUUGGGAUCAACCAACGUGUACAAUAUUGAGUGUGGUGUAUUUUUUUUUCAUCACCAUUAACUUGGCUCUAUAUGGUACCGUAAGCAUGACAACUUAUCUUCGUGUUUGUCGACAAUUUUAUUUUGAUCUUGGAAAAUUUGAUUAUAAAUUAUGGUCUGUUGUUCUGGCUAUUGCUACGGUUUUUCAAUUAAUUUCUGGUCCAUAUUACGGUCCUAGAAAGUAUUGGUGUGCUGCGAAACCAAACAACAUUAUAAUACCGAUUAUAAGUUUUGUUUUAAUAAGCUUAAUUUUCUUCCUUGUAAUAAUAUGUUAUAUAUCAAUUCUUAAAACUUUACUUGGCCAUGCAAAUGAGUUUUAUGUGGAUGAAAAUAACAUAGAUGACAAGGAUGUUAGAAUUAGAAAUAAUAAUCCCGGAAGUAACGCUAUCCAAUAUGUACUUAACGAAGGUUGGCAUCCUCGUAAUGUCGAUCCAAACGUGAGCUGGUCCUUUGCAGAAUCACCAUCUCGUUUCGUCAAACGUCUUUAUCAUAAUUCUCAAAAUAUGAACGUCCCAUCAUCCAUUUCUUCACUUCCAUCAUCUUCACGUCCACCAUCCUCAUCAACCGUUUCAAUUUGCAAUAAUCUAGGGAAUAAUCUAGGCAAUAAUCUAGGGAAUAAUCUAGGCAAUAAUCUAGCAACUAAUUCUAUAGAUAGUGAUGUUUUAAACAAUGCAAUUAGUAGCAACAAUAGUGUAAAUGAAAUGAAUAAUAACCCUUAUAAUAUUGAAAUUAACAUUGAUAUUAAUAAUUUUGUGACAGAAAGUGAAAUGGCAUUAAGGGAUGAGAUGAUCGAUUUAGCAUUAGUAUUUGUAACAUUUGAUUUUCUGGGUGUCAUUUUAAUUAUAAAUGCAAUUUUAUUUAUUAAAAUUGUUUGUGGGGAUGAUCUGGAUCUUGAUUAUAUGCUUAGUCUAGUUAAUGCUGCACGUAGUGAUAAUGGUGUAGAACCUCCACUUCAGUUAAAUAGUCUCCUUAUUGGUACAGCUCAAAGUCAUUCCGAAAGAAUGAAUGAAAAUAACGAUUUAGAUCAUGAUGAUGAAGAUGGCGAUUUUGCAACCAGAAUUACUAAUUCUGGUUAUGAUUGGGAUGCUAUUGCUGAAAAUAUAGCUGAAGGAUAUCCCGAUGAGGAUUCGCCUCAUAGAGAAAACAUUUUAAGCCCUGAUUAUAGGGAUUUUGGUGCUGGACGUUCUGGUGAUUUUUGGACUCAAGAUUUUGGUUGUACAUUUGAAGAAAGUGAUGCUGAAGCGAACUCCUGA
Dentiscutata heterogama is the source of this 1617-nucleotide messenger RNA. The record is from the annotation of a GenBank genome assembly. Lineage: Eukaryota; Fungi; Glomeromycota; Glomeromycetes; Diversisporales; Gigasporaceae.